This is a messenger RNA of Hipposideros armiger (great roundleaf bat), 2305 nucleotides long. It is a transcript of the gene OPN4, whose product is annotated as opsin 4. Gene Ontology annotation, cellular component: membrane. The transcript is spliced from 10 exons. The record is from RefSeq and is a predicted model, not a curated record. NCBI's taxonomy places the organism in Eukaryota, Metazoa, Chordata, Mammalia, Chiroptera, Hipposideridae. The coding region runs from base 250 to 1689 and encodes 479 amino acids. Gene Ontology annotation, biological process: visual perception; G protein-coupled receptor signaling pathway. Gene Ontology annotation, molecular function: G protein-coupled receptor activity.
AAAGGUGGGGACAGACCCUGUGGAUGUGAGUUGCCAUAACGGUAACACUCUCUUUCUUUGUGCUUCACUGCACACAGAGGAGCCACCAGCGCCAAGCUGUCUACGCUGGUUGUGGGAACAGGAGGCCAGCAGACUGGGCAGGGGUGCAGAGUAUGGAGGAAAGUUGGGAUGCUGGGCGCAGCUAACAUCCUGAGCUGUCUGUGCUCUUGACUUCUUUGUGGGCUCAAGAAAGAACCUCUCCACCUCAGGAUGAACCCUCCUUCGGGGCCAAGAGUCCCACCGGACCCAACCCAGGAGCUCAGCUGUGCAGCAACCCCAGCCUCACCCAGCAGGUGGGACAGCUCCCAAGGCAGCGUCUCCAGCCUGGACCAGCCUCUGCCCAUCAGUCCCACGGCAGCUGGGGAUCAGGCUUCUGCCUGGGUCCCCUUCCCCACGGUCAAUGUUCCAGACCAAGCCCACUAUACCCUAGGCACGGUGAUCUUGCUAGUGGGGCUCACGGCGAUGCUGGGAAACCUGACAGUCAUCUAUACCUUCUGCAGGAGCAGAGGACUCAGGACGCCUGCCAACAUGUUCAUUAUCAACCUCGCAGUCAGUGAUUUCCUCAUGUCCUUCACCCAGGCCCCCGUUGUCUUCGCCAGCAGCCUCUAUAAACGGUGGCUCUUUGGGGAGGCAGGAUGCGAGUUCUAUGCUUUCUGUGGAGCUCUCUUUGGCAUUACCUCCAUGAUUACCCUGACGGCCAUCGCCCUGGACCGAUACCUGGUGAUCACACGCCCACUAGCUGCCAUCGGGGUGGUGUCCAAGAGGCGGGCGGCGCUUGUCCUGCUAGGCGUCUGGCUCUACGCCCUGGCCUGGAGUCUUCCACCCUUCUUUGGCUGGAGUGCCUAUGUGCCUGAGGGGCUGCUGACCUCCUGCUCCUGGGACUACAUGAGCUUCACGCCGUCGGUCCGUGCCUACACCAUGCUGCUCUUCUGCUUCGUGUUCUUCCUCCCUCUGCUUGUCAUCAUCUACUGCUACAUCUUCAUCUUCAGGGCCAUCCGGGAGACAAGCCAGGCUCUCCAGACUUUUGGGGCCUGUGAGGGCCUCAGUGAGUUGCCCAGGCAACAGCAGCGGCUGCAGAGCGAGUGGAAAAUGGCCAAGAUUGUGCUGCUGGUCAUCCUUCUCUUCGUGCUCUCCUGGGCCCCCUACUCUACUGUGGCCCUGAUGGCCUUUGCUGGGUACUCGCAUGUCCUGACGCCCUACAUGAACUCAGUGCCAGCCAUCAUUGCCAAGGCCUCUGCCAUCCACAACCCCAUCAUUUAUGCCAUCACCCACCCCAAGUACAGAAUGGCCAUAGCCCAGCACCUGCCCUGCCUGGGAGUGCUGCUAGGUGUGUCAGGCCAGCGCACUGGUCCAUACACCAGCUACAUUUCCACCCACCGGUCCACACUGAGCAGCAGCCACACCUCGGACCUCAGCUGGAUCUCCAGACGGAGGCGCCAGGCGUCCCUGGGCUCUGAGAGCGAGGUGGGCUGGACAGACACGGAGGCAGCAGCUAUGUGGGGGGCUGCCCAGCAAGUGAGUGGCCCAUCACCCUGCAGCCUGGGCCUGGAGGAUGUGGAAACAAAGGUCUCUCCUAAGCCCCAGGGAUCUGAAGCAGAGGCUCCACUGAAGACCAAGGGACAGCUCCCUAGCCUGGACCCCAGGAUGUAGAGUAACCGAGGCUCUAUUUUUCUUCUGGGACAUAUCCUCCUCCUCACAAACCCUCACUCAUACAAACCCAGGAUUACCCCACGAGCCUGUCGGCUUUGGAAGUGGCCCUGUCACCCAUGGCAUGCUGGAUUCACGCUUCCAAAACAAGACUCCUGCCCUGCAAAGUGGUCUGCUCCCAAUUCUCAUCUCAGCAGCCUACACCCCAGGCUCAAACUGAAGAGUGGAGCCCAGGCGCUGCUGCUUCCCAGAGCCAUCUGCCUCUCCUCAAAUGCUGUGUGCUGUGAUUGUCCAGGCGAUGACAAUGGUGAUGGCUCUGUUGGACACACCAACUAUUUAUGAGCUGCAUCUGUACCCAGGCUGGGCAUUUCACUGGCAAAGGAGACUCGGUGCUGUGUCUCCUUCAGCCAGCAAUUGAAGCUGAGCACAGACCUUCAUGAGCUGGAAACUGUUACUCACCUCUGGCUGCUCCCUGCAGUGUACUGUUUCCACUUCGGCCCACACGUUUGUGCACAUGUAGAGUUGCAGGCACGCUCUCCCAUAUGUACAUAUUUGCAUGCAUACCAAGCACAUGUGUGCAUGCACUGCACCUGUGAUUUCUUGCAAAUUGGUGGUCUAA